AUGGCGGCGGAGCUGCAUCCGCGGAGCGGAAAGCUGAUCGGCCUGUCUAACUCGAACAGAACCGCCCGGCGCAACCAGCCAGUCCAGGAGUUCAACCAUGGGCUGGUGCUUAGUAAGGAGCCGCUGAGGGACCGGGAUGUCUUCACCGUCCGCAUUGACAAGAAGGUGAAUUCGUGGAGCGGCUCCAUUGAGAUUGGCGUCACGGCACUGGACCCCGCCGCGCUGGACUUCCCCAGCAGCGCCACAGGCCUUAAGGGCGGCUCCUGGAUCGUGUCAGGCUGCUCGGUGCUGCGCGACGGCCGCUCAGUCCUGGAGGAGUACGGCCGAGACCUUGACCAGCUAGCCGAGGGCGACCGGGUGGGCAUUCAGCGCAGCUCCCGCGGGGAGCUCCACCUCUGGGUCAACGGGCAGGACUGCGGUGCAGCCGCGAGCGGCUUGCCGCCCAAGCUCUGGGCGGUGGUGGACCUGUACGGCAAAUGCACUCAAGUGACGGUGGUGAGCUGCGAGCCGCCGCCGCCCUCCACGGAGAAAGAGACAAUAGAGCGGGAGGACGUGGAGGAGGAGGAUGAAGAGGAGGAAGAAGUGGUGGUGUGCGGCGUUCGGGAGGAUGCGGGGAUCACGGCACUGAUGAAUGUGGCAGCAAUGAAUGGAAUGAUGAAUGGAGAUGAAGUGCCUGAGCUUAGCUGCAGUCACAGCAGACCAGACAAGUUCCCCAACAGCCUGGAGCCUGACACGGUUCUAACUGAGCACCAACUCUUUGACGUGUUCAACAACGCAAUAGUAUCUUUCUAUCGCUCUGAGGAUGAGGGCGGAGGGGAAGAUGGUGGAGGCGGAGGAGGAGCAGGCGGCGGAGGGGGAGGAGGAAAUGCCGGAACUGACUCCUCGUCCAGAAAUGACAGGGGGAACAGCAGCAGCAGCAGCAGCAGCAGUGGAGGGGGUGCUGUCAACAGCGACAGUGGAACAGGGACAACAGCAGGAGGUGGAGGAGGAGGAGCUGGCGGUGCCGGAGAUGGUGGAAAUACUAAUAACAGUCCAGCGGGUAACGGAGGGGUUGGGCUGGGGGUGGUGACGGGUGGGAUGACCACCAACGACGCGCUGCUCUUCCACGAGAAAUGUGGCACGCUGAUCAAACUGAGCAACAACAACAAGACGGCGGAGCGGAGGAGACCGCUGGACGAGUUCAAUAACGGCGUGGUGAUGACCAACCGGCCGCUCCGACACAACGAGAUGUUUGAGAUCCGCAUUGAUAAGCUAGUGGACAAGUGGUCAGGCUCAAUAGAGAUUGGCGUGACCACACACAAUCCCAACAAUCUGGACUAUCCUGCAACUAUGACCAAUCUGCGCUCAGGUACAAUCAUGAUGAGUGGCUGUGGGAUUCUGACCAACGGGAAAGGAACCCGCAGGGAAUACUGUGAAUUCAGCCUUGAUGAACUUCAGGAGGGAGAUCACAUUGGGUUGAUGCGCAAAGCCAGCGGAGCGCUCCAUUUCUACAUCAAUGGCAUCGACCAAGGUGUUGCGGCAGCCCAGACCCCCGGCGUGGUCUACGGCGUGGUCGACCUCUACGGCAUGGCCGUCAAAGUCACCAUAGUCCACAACCACAACCACAGUGACCGCCUCAGACGCAACAACGCCAUCAUGAGGGCUCUAUCGCCAGAUGUCGGCCGGCCCAGGCCAGCUCUCUCCCUCACCCCAGACACAGAGGGGCCCGACCGGCUGCUCUUCCACACCAACUGUGGCCAGAAGGCCGCCAUCAUCAGCGACGGCAGGACGGCGCUGCGGCCACACGCGACUGAUGACUUCAACCACGGCGUGGUCCUGAGCAGCCGGCCGCUGCGCUCCAAUGAGGUGUUCCAGGUUCGCAUCGACAAAAUGGUGGACAAGUGGGCGGGCUCCAUCGAAAUCGGCGUCACAACGCACAACCCUGCAUACCUGCAGCUGCCCUCCACCAUGACCAACCUGCGCUCAGGGACGUGGAUGAUGACGGGGAAUGGCGUAAUGCACAACGGAACAACAAUCCUGGACGAGUAUGGACACAACCUGGACCGGCUCAAGGCUGGCGACACAGUAGGCGUAGUGCGGAAAGAAGAUGGCAGCCUCCACUUCUUUGUAAACGGUGUGGCUCAGGGCCCAGCAGCCUGGAACGUCCCUCCCAGUGUCUAUGCCGUGGUGGACCUCUAUGGCCAGGCUGCUCAGGCCACCAUCAUGGACGACAUGGUGGACCUUCCCCCUCUCCCAGAGGACAGCUCGGAGGGCCCCACGGCCAUGUCCCCCGGGAGCCCCUGCUCAGUAGGUGGGGCCAGCACAACCAACGACCUGCGUUUCCACCAGCUACACGGCACCAACGCCGUCAUCACCAACGGGGGGCGCACUGCCCUGCGUCAGAACUGCCGCAGCGAGUUCAACGACGCCAUUGUCAUUUCCAACAGGUGCCUUCGAGAUGGAGAGCUGUUUGAAAUCAUUAUUCAGAAGAUGGUGGACCGCUGGUCGGGUUCAAUAGAAGCAGGAGUGACGGCCAUCAGGCCAGACGAGCUCGAGUUUCCCAACACGAUGACUGAUAUCGACUAUGACACCUGGAUGCUCAGUGGAACGGCCAUCAUGCAGGAUGGCAACACGAUGCGCAACAACUACGGUUGUGACCUGGACUCCCUGACCACAGGCUCGCGGAUUGGCAUGAUGCGCUCAGCCAGCGGCGACCUCCACUAUUACAUCAACGGCGUGGACCAAGGUGUCGCCUGCUCCGGUCUGCCUCCAGAGGUGUAUGCUGUGAUCGACCUGUAUGGCCAGUGUGUCCAGGUGUCCAUCACCAGCUCCUCAGGCCCGCUGGACAACAGCCUCUGUACCAGCAACAUCACUGAGAAGAGCUUCCCCAUCCACUCACCAGUAGCAGGCGUUGCCCAUCGGCUCCACAGCAAACACGGCAAGAACGUGGUGCUGCUCGGUGAGGGCUGCCAGGCCGUCAGAGUUGGAGGUUACGCUCACGGCAUCGUGUUCAGUGCGAAGGAACUCAAAGCAGACGAGCUGUUUGAGGUGAGGAUUGAUGAGGUGGAUGAGCAGUGGUGCGGUUCGCUGCAUAUCGGUCUGACCACGCUGGCACCCCCCGAGCUGCCAUCCUGCCCGCUGUCAGGUCUCUCCCCCUCCCUCCCGCAGCUCCGCACCAAGGUCACCUGGCUGCUCUGCGGCUCCGAGGUCCGUCGCAACGGUGUGCUGCAGCGCCAGAACUACUGCUGCUCACUGGACCGGCUGACGGUUGGGAACCGUGUGGGUGUGAAGAGGUGCAGUGACGACACCAUGCACAUCUUUAUCGACGGAGAGGACAUGGGACCUGCAGCGACUGCAGUGGCCAAGAAUGUGUAUGCAGUUUUGGACCUGUACGGGCGGAUAACAGCGGCGUCCAUCGUGAGCUCUUCGUUGAUGGAGGACAUGGAAAGCGUCAAGGCGCCCUCGCUCUCCUCAGACAGCUGCAGCGAAGGAGAGGAGGACAGCACCCCCGUCAGAGAGGUUGAGACGGAGCCGUGCGCGCUGGUGCCCACCGUCAUGGCGUUCCUGGAAAACCAUGGCAAAAACAUCCAGUUGUCCAACCAGAACCUGACUGCAGCCAGAGUCUCCAGCUACAACCAGGGCCUUCUGGUCACCGCCCAGCCGCUGGCUCGCCAGCAGCUGUUCCAGUUUCAGAUCGAUCGCCUGAACCCGUCGUGGACGUCGUCGCUGUCGUUGGGGGUGAUCGGUCACUCCCCCGACCGGCUCAACUUCCCCUCCACAGCGUGUUGUCUGAAACGCUCCGCCUGGCUGCUGCAGAGAGACUCCGUCUUCCACAACUCCCUGAAGAUAUGUGAGAACUAUGGUCCUAAUCUGGACACUUGUCCGGAGGGGACGGUGUUGGGUCUGCUGGUGGACGCCAACAGCUGUCUCCACCUGUACGUCAACGGCAUGGACCAGGGUGCGGCGGCGCAGGACAUCCCUUCGCCCUGCUUCCCCUUCAUCGACCUCUACGGCCAGUGUGAGCAGGUUACUAUAGUAACAAACAACGUGCCAGCGGUGGGUGGAGAGAGCGGUGAGACCCGUUGUCAGGGCGACAUGGAGAAGGCGGACAUGGUUGACGGAAUCAAAGAGAGUGUGUGCUGGACGCCCCCUCCAGAGGUCAACCCCAACAAAACCUGUGAGUACCAGGCGCUGUGCUCACGCUUCAAGGACCUGCUCACGUUACCAGAUGGUUAUUUUAAUGAAGACGCCAAGUACAACCUGUGCUACUGUGAGUCCUGCCACAAGCUUCGAGGUGACGAGGCUUAUUACAAGAGAGGAGAGCCGCCCCGGGACUACGCCCUGCCCUUUGGGUGGUGCCGCUUUGCCCUCAGGAUCAAGCCCCACUGUGAGGUUUCCAAUGCACUGAAGAAGUGGCACAUCGCGUACCACGGAACCAGUGUAGGAGCCCUGCGACGCACGCUGGACCACAGCCAGCUGCUGCCUGGGACGUCGUCCAUCUUCUCAGUGUCCCCGGUGAAGGCGGAGGGGCCAAAUGGCUACAGCGAGCCAGAGGAGAACAGCGCCCCCGGCAGGGAGGUUCCCAGAGUGCGGCUCUCCCCCACUAUGCGCUACUCCGGCAUGGAGAUCUUUGCCCCCAAAGUGCAAUUUCAGGACCCUCGCUCUCACCGCUGCCACCAGGCUCAGGUGGGAUUCCAGGUGUGCGUGCGUCCCGGCUCCUACAAGGUGGGCCCCCAGACGCUUGGCAACAGCGAGCCCCUGGACCCGCGGUUCAGCAACUCAGAGAUCGAAUGGAUCACUAAGGAGCAGGGCGGCACGCUCCUCUACGGACUGCUCAUCCGGGUGGAGUGAUUGGAGCGACGGGGGAGGCAUUCGGGUGGAAGCGGGGAGGGUCUGUGUGGCGCCCCUCGUACUUUUAAUAAACUGACAACCAAAUCCAACCCCUGCCUUGAGCGAGAGACUCCUCUGGAAUCCAGCUGUUCCUACUGUGGAUUGUUGACAAUUCAGCAUUAUUGAUUUGUUUUGUUUAUUUUGUUGGAUUUUUUUUUGGUUGUUUGCUCUUGGACUCUUUUAACGGCCGGGGGCUACGGCGGUUUCAAAGGACAGACACUGCCUGCACUUUAUGUUUCGGACACUUGUGGGCGAUUUUUAAACUAACUUCUCAUGACACGUUAGUUCAUUCGCUACUUUUAGCGUUUUUUUUUUUUUUGCCACCUUUUUGUUCUCGUUCUUUCUUACAUAUUUUCUUCCACCCUCACAAACAGCUAUUUUUUCUUCUUUCUUUUGGUACUUAUUUUAACACGUACUCAUCUCUGGUCAGUGUUUUUAUUUUGGGAGGAGCUGUCCCCUGCCAACCUGCACGUUAACGGACUGUCACCUAAAAAGACUGAAGACGUGGGUCAAAAAGACGAAACGAUAAAAUAGAGUGACCAAUGUUUUCAAAAAAAAAAAAAUAGGAAAAAACAAAAAACAGACACUUGAAUCUGAGAAUGAACCCAAGAGUGUCUUGUGAUUGUGACUUCUUUUGGGGUGGGGGGAAGAUUUUAAAACUGGAGGAAGAAAAAAUGUUUACACAUGUACUGUACGUUGCUGUCCUCUGCGUGUCUCACCAUUAGCAGUCCGGAUACUUUGUCAGUCCUGUUUGCGUUUCUGUUCCGGCCCAGCACCGCUUCUGUCCGGCCUUGGCAAAUGGAAAACAUUUGCCGGCUUUAAACUGUGGAAGAAACUGGAAGGUGUGACAGUAAAAUGGAUGUCUGGGAAAAUAAAAAAAAUCCCACAUCUUUUUUGGAAGCUAAAAAUUGCGUGUCAAGCUAACGAAUAGCAAAAUAUGCUCUGGAACUUACAGCUUGUGUUACAGCCAAGAAGAUCCAUCAUGAGAUCUUUAAAAAUAUACAUAUUUACCUCUAGACUUGGUAGGUUUUGAUAGAGGAAAAAGGGAAACGCGGAUUUGCUUUCCUGCCGAGAGGCAGAUGAGAGGAUUGAGUGCGAAAGUCAAUCUUUUCACCUGCCAAACUCAGCAAGAAAUUUCCCGAACUGACUUUUUUUUUUUUUUUUUGUGACAUGGUUAAAUGGACUGAAACCAAAAGGUUUAAGUGGUUUUUUCCACAUCACUCCCACUGUCUCGCUUCCCCACAUCGUUUACUGUAGAGCCACUCACGCUUCCACUCCGAUCCAGCCAUCCGUCAUGUCUGACUCUGUUUACCUGGCAGGACCUCCGGAGCCGACAACGAGGAGUUUUAAGGUCAGCAGGAGGACAAGUGGUCUGCAUCCCACGACCUACGCUGGUGUUUACAUGUGAAUGUCAUUAAUUAGGGCUCUUUUAUUUCAACUAACAUCACAGAUUUACUUUUGUCAAAUGUUUAUACAUGGGUUUUAUUUGAUCCAAAACAUCCGCCUAAUGGUUGAUUGUAUGUGAACAGCUUUCCAAAGCGCUUUCUUUCUUUCUCACCGUUCUCAAUCCUGUUGCCAAUUUGAUAAAACCUGCUACAGAACAUGAAAACCCCGACUUUUUUUUUUUUUUUCCCCCAAGGCACAGUUUUGAUGAGUCAAACUCAAUACAAUUAACGAAGCUCAGUCACCUUCUAAGAGCAGCUGUGAUCUGACUGAUGGAAGAUCUUCGGGGUUUGGCAAAGGAAAAACUUCCAAUCAAAAAUGUGAAGAUUAUUAUUAUAUGGGUUAUUUAUGGCCCAGUGCUGCUUUGUACAAUUUAAUUUGUAUUUUCUUUUUUUUGUUUUCUGUAUGUUGCGUUGUACAGGCUGUUACAUAACAAAUCAUAUCUUCCUGAUUUAUAAAAAAUAAACUGACUGACAGUAUGCACA
Chelmon rostratus (copperband butterflyfish) is the source of this 6797-nucleotide messenger RNA. It is a transcript of the gene neurl4, whose product is annotated as neuralized E3 ubiquitin protein ligase 4. Lineage: Eukaryota; Metazoa; Chordata; Actinopteri; Chaetodontiformes; Chaetodontidae. The record is from RefSeq and is a predicted model, not a curated record. The coding region runs from base 1 to 4830 and encodes 1609 amino acids. Gene Ontology annotation, molecular function: ubiquitin protein ligase activity. The transcript is spliced from 29 exons.